Molecule: messenger RNA, 516 nt
Organism: Prunus armeniaca (apricot)
Lineage: Eukaryota; Viridiplantae; Streptophyta; Magnoliopsida; Rosales; Rosaceae
Source: the annotation of a GenBank genome assembly
AUGCUUUGUAAUGGGAAAGAUGGAGUGUGUUGGAGUUUUUCUGAUGGAGAAUGGGACUCUUUGAGCAGAUUGUUCUCUGCUGAAGAAGAGCUUGAGUUCACACCACCACAUUUUCUUGGUCAGGGUUCUUCAUUUCCUAAUUUCCAACGCAAUGUUGUGGGGAUGAACUUUGAAACUCCAGCCACCUUUUGCACUAAUAACCCUGAAGAAGCUGAAAUGGGAUUGGACAGGGUCAAUUUGUUUCAUCCUUUAGACUCUCAUUUCCAAUAUCUUUCUUGCCAUAUCCUAGUAACCAAUGAUAUCUCUACAACUCAUGAUCAAAAGUGUUUUGGUCCUUUUGGUUCAUUUUUCACCCCAGCAUUAUCUGAGUCUCUGAUGGAAGGAAGUGUCUGUGGCAAACAAGAUUCUGGCAGUGACAGAAUAUUGGGAUUUUCAGAUGCCAGCCAGCCAGCAGCUGUUGCUGUUCCAGGAAAGGACACGUAUUUCGAAAGAUGUAAGAACCAUUUGAAGUUUUAA